AUGCAUUGUGAGAGGUUUCUAUGUGUCCUGAGAAUAAUUGGAACUACACUUUUUGGAGUCUCUCUCCUCCUCGGAAUCACAGCUGCUUAUAUCGUUGGCUACCAGUUUAUCCAAACGGAUAAUUACUACUUCUCCUUUGGACUCUAUGGUGCCUUUUUAGCAUCACACCUCAUCAUCCAAAGCCUCUUUGCCUUCUUGGAACACCGGAAAAUGAAAAAGUCCCUCGAGACCCCCAUUAAAUUGAACAAAAGCGUCGCUCUUUGCAUCGCGGCAUAUCAAGAAGACCCUGACUACUUACGGAAAUGCUUGCAGUCUGUGAAAAGGUUGACCUACCCUGGAAUUAAGGUUGUGAUGGUCAUCGACGGGAACUCAGAUGAUGACCUUUACAUGAUGGACAUCUUCAGUGAAAUCAUGGGCAGGGACAAAUCAGCCACUUACAUCUGGAAGAACAACUACCACGAAAAGGGACCUGGGGAGACAGAAGAGUCCCAUAAGGAAAGCUCACAGCAUGUAACCCAAUUGGUCUUGUCUAACAAGAGCAUUUGCAUCAUGCAAAAAUGGGGCGGAAAGAGAGAAGUCAUGUACACAGCCUUCAGAGCCCUGGGACGAAGUGUGGAUUAUGUACAGGUGUGUGAUUCAGACACCAUGCUUGACCCUGCCUCAUCUGUGGAGAUGGUGAAAGUUCUAGAAGAAGACCCUAUGGUCGGAGGUGUUGGGGGCGAUGUCCAGAUUUUAAACAAGUAUGAUUCCUGGAUCUCCUUCCUCAGCAGUGUGAGAUACUGGAUGGCUUUUAAUAUAGAAAGGGCCUGCCAGUCUUAUUUUGGGUGUGUCCAGUGCAUAAGCGGUCCUCUGGGAAUGUACAGAAACUCCCUACUGCAUGAGUUUGUAGAAGACUGGUACAAUCAGGAAUUCAUGGGCAACCAAUGCAGUUUUGGUGAUGAUAGGCAUCUUACCAACCGGGUGCUGAGUCUGGGCUAUGCAACAAAAUACACAGCUCGGUCCAAGUGCCUUACUGAAACACCUAUCGAGUAUCUCAGAUGGCUGAACCAGCAGACCCGUUGGAGCAAGUCCUACUUCCGAGAGUGGCUGUACAACGCCAUGUGGUUUCACAAACAUCACUUGUGGAUGACCUACGAAGCUGUUAUCACUGGAUUCUUCCCUUUCUUUCUCAUUGCUACAGUCAUCCAGCUCUUCUACAGGGGUAAAAUCUGGAACAUCCUCCUCUUCCUGUUAACUGUCCAGCUAGUGGGUCUCAUAAAGUCAUCUUUUGCCAGCUGCCUUAGAGGGAAUAUUGUCAUGGUCUUCAUGUCUCUCUAUUCAGUGUUAUACAUGUCAAGUCUACUUCCUGCCAAGAUGUUCGCAAUUGCAACCAUAAACAAAGCUGGGUGGGGCACAUCUGGAAGGAAAACCAUUGUUGUCAAUUUUAUAGGACUUAUUCCCGUGUCCGUGUGGUUUACAAUUCUUCUCGGUGGUGUGAUUUUCACCAUUUACAAGGAAUCGAAAAAGCCAUUUUCCGAAUCCAAACAGACUGUUCUCAUUGUGGGAACCUUGAUCUACGCAUGCUACUGGGUCAUGCUUUUGACUCUGUAUGUGGUUCUCAUCAAUAAGUGUGGCAGGAGGAAGAAGGGACAACAGUACGACAUGGUGCUUGAUGUAUGA
Arvicola amphibius (Eurasian water vole) is the source of this 1659-nucleotide messenger RNA. RefSeq names its product hyaluronan synthase 2 (gene Has2). The transcript has 3 exons. Gene Ontology annotation, molecular function: hyaluronan synthase activity. Gene Ontology annotation, biological process: extracellular matrix assembly; hyaluronan biosynthetic process. The record is from RefSeq and is a predicted model, not a curated record. Lineage: Eukaryota; Metazoa; Chordata; Mammalia; Rodentia; Cricetidae. The coding region runs from base 1 to 1659 and encodes 552 amino acids.